AUGACUGUAACAAGCCAUCGUCAAACUGAUUCUCCUUCAGAACAUUCACAUUCUCCUAUCAUCACCGAGUCGAAAACCCCACCCACCACUGCUCAACCUUUUGAUGACAACAAGGCCUCUAAAGAACAAUCCAUUAUUGAUCCAAGUAUCGUCACCAUGGAGCAAGAUCACAGUGCAGCAGCAUUGGAAGGGCAUGCAGGUGGUGGCUUUGAUCCUAACGGUCAUUAUCAAAAUGCAUAUAUGAGCAUAAGCAAAGUUACAAAUGGUGUUGUAAAUGCUCAAUCUCAACAACUUGAUAUUCCCGAUACCCAGGGUUCAUCUGCAGGCCCAAACACUCGUCGAAAUGCGAACCAAUCUGGACUUGGUGAUGGGGGUGUUCGUCGUCAGUUCCAACAACGCAAUGAUAAUGGUAGUAAGAGUCAUGAUAGCCUCCUGGAUCGUGCCAGAAGAGAUUCCCGUCGCUAUUUCCACUCAUCUGAGGAAGAUAGUGACGGCGGAAAGCUUGACCAAAUGCAACCUCAUGAGAUGAUACACCAGGCACAAGGAAAUACCAAUAACUUUGAUAGUCCUUCUGCGGGUCGGAAUGCUCGUCGUGCUGCCACUCGACGUUCAAAUAAACAGCCUAGUAGCAGGAAUGGUCGCCAUGGCCAGGAUCAGUCUCAGUCAAAUAUGGAUAGCGGCGAUGACUUCGACACAAUAGAUGAAAGCCGUCAAAACAAUGGAGCCGCUUCUCAACAGUUCCAGAGAGUAGCACUCACAUCGGGUCUUCCAGGGCCUCACUUCCCCAUUGUUCCCGUGGCGCCUGUUGUCAAGGGCCGAGUUGUCAAGCAAAGUUUGAGACGAGGUAAUCGCCCGUUCGCCAACGUCAGUGAUAAUGAAGAUGGUGCUCUUGAGACCUCCGACUGUCAGGAUAGUGACAUGGAUGAUGACGAGUUCUAUGAGCAGGAUAUGUAUCAAGAUGAAGGCUCUCAUUACAGCCCCGAAUACGAUAUGCCGAUGGCUGAGGAUGAGGAAUACGAUGAAGACCACGAUGGGUAUAUGUUUGUUUCCGAGCCUGGCUCCCGCUGCCUAAAUCGUAUCGAGAAGCACCGUGCUGGUGUUGCAUAUUCGUCAAAUGUACGACCAAUCACAAACACUACAGGAUCGAAUGGUGCCAGUCGGGCCCAUCCAGCCGUAGUCCGACGUAUUAAGGAAGACAGACCUGGUAUCUUUUUUAAUAGCUCGAGCGAAAAUUUGGCACCAUCGAGAUAUUCUGGAGCCGUUAUGCCAUGGGGUGUCAAUCAGCAGCCUGUAUUGGUUGACCAGGAGACAGUCUCGGAUGCCCAUCUCAAGAAGAGAGGCCUCAAGCGUCCUCCACCUGGAGGAAAGGUUGGCAAGAGAAGUUAUGGAGCCAAUGAUCCGGAAAACAUCGCAAUUGUCAACAUGAAAGAGAACCAGGGCAUGUCCUUUGCUGAAAUUGCUGAGCAUCUCAAUUCAGAGCGCGAGAAACAGGGGAAAAAGCCAGAUCUUAGUGUUUGCGGCGUCAACGGACGCUACAACCGCACCGCACCUAUUCUCUUCGCCACUCAGGGUCUGAAAUUCGUUCCAUUGAGUGAACGCAAGAAGGCUAAAGGUGCAGCAGCCCAUGGAAAGUCAACUAACAAAGCUGGUUGGACUGUUGAGGCCGAGAAUAAAUUGGUCGAUAUUGUCAAUCAGGUCGAUGCUGAGAAAUGGGGUAAUGUUGCACAUCUGUUAAACAUGGAGCUUUACAAUGGGCGAGCUGUAUAUGACGCUACGACUUGUGCUAGGCGUUAUGCUGCACUCUAA
Messenger RNA from Botrytis porri, 1806 nucleotides. RefSeq lists its product as uncharacterized. The record is from RefSeq and is a predicted model, not a curated record. NCBI's taxonomy places the organism in Eukaryota, Fungi, Ascomycota, Leotiomycetes, Helotiales, Sclerotiniaceae. The coding region runs from base 1 to 1806 and encodes 601 amino acids. The transcript is spliced from 2 exons.